This is a messenger RNA of Lactuca sativa (garden lettuce), 2856 nucleotides long. The record is from RefSeq and is a predicted model, not a curated record. Lineage: Eukaryota; Viridiplantae; Streptophyta; Magnoliopsida; Asterales; Asteraceae.
AUGACUAAUUUCAAGAAAACCACAAAACAAAUAAGGAGAUGAGGAGUGAAGUAGGCCCAUUCCUCUAUUUUGUGUAUGUGUGUGAGAGAGAUAAAGAGUGUUUUAAAUGACACCACCAUAUCAUCCCCAUGAUUUUCUUCCAUUAAAGACCCUUCUUUUCUUUACCUUCCCCUUCAUCUUCAACAUUUUUCUUCAAGAUUUUCGCUUUCAAAUUCGGGGUUUUCAAUAAAGAUCAAAACCCAUCACAACUUGCUUCAUGAAACCAUGAACUCUCAAGAGAAUAAUAACAAAAGUAUCAUGUUUGUAUCAGAAGGGCAUGAUUCAAGUUCAUCUCAAAGUAAAGAAGUUGCCAUACCUAUUCAAAAGGCUGAAGAAGAUAUUUCUACUAAAAAUAUGGAAACACCAAAUGGGAAAAAUUGGAAAAAGCAAAAUUUGUUCUUGGAAAUUCCGUCAAGAACACCACAAGCUUCUUCAUCACAAGAAUCUGUUCAAAUCAAGAUUGGCCAAACAACGAUUCCAACUCCUAAGAAAGUAUAUUUCAAUCUCACACAAAGUCCUUCGGAUAUUAAAGCAAAUGGAGCUCCCACUACUUUCUCAUCAAGAUCCAAAUCUUCAAAGAAAAGUUUACUACCAAAAUUUAUGAACCGCAAUACAAUUCCGGAUAUAGAAAAGACCGAUGAAAAUGUAAUUCCAUCGGUCUCGUCUUGUGUACCACAAGAGAAGCCUUCAAUCCCAAGAUCAUGGUCUCUUUCCAAAAUCUUUGGUCCUCAAAGGACAUCUUCUCUACCGGUCACCCCAAUUGCCCAAUCUGUACUGGGCAACUCGGGUGGUUCCCUUAAUUUGGAGACUAAAGUUCAAGUGAAUAUAGCGCGGUCACGAUCAGUCCCGGUCCUCAAUGAAGAUAUAACAAUCAAAAGAAUGGAUUCUUUUUUCCGCGUGAUACCUUCAACCCCACGACCGAAAGAUUUCAACACCAUUUCACCAACCCCUUCUCCAGCUCGUGACAAGGAUAACGAAGAAGGAGAUGGUGAAGAUAUACUAGAAGAAGAAGCUGUUUGUAGGAUAUGUUUGGUUGAAUUAUGCGAAGGUGGAGAAACCCUAAAAAUGGAAUGUAGUUGCAAAGGCGAACUCGCCUUGGCUCAUAAAGAUUGUGCUGUAAAAUGGUUUAGCAUCAAAGGGAACAAAACAUGCGAUGUGUGCCAUCAAGAUGUCCAAAACUUACCCGUUACCCUUUUAAGGAUCCAAAGCAGUGUCAGAAACCGAAUCAAUGGUGCAAGUAGACCAAACCCCAUGGAAGUAGACGGAUACGGUGAUGUGUAUCGCGUAUGGCAAGAAGUGCCGAUUCUUGUUAUUGUCAGCAUGUUGGCAUACUUCUGUUUCAUCGAGCAACUACUGGUUGGUGACAUGGGUACGAGUGCAAUUGCACUUUCUCUUCCCUUUUCAUGUGUUUUGGGUCUUCUUUCAUCCAUGACAUCAUCAACAAUGGUGAAAAAAAGAUUUGUUUGGCUAUAUGCUUCAGUUCAGUUUGCUUUCGUUGUAAUCUUCGCCCAUAUUUUCUACUCUGUGGUUCAUGUUCAGCCAGUUUUGUCGAUUCUUCUUGCAACAUUUGCAGGAUGUGGAGUUGCAAUGAGUGGAAGUUCGAUUCUUGUUGAGAUUUUAAGGUUUAGAAACAGAUGGUGGCAUAGUAGAUCGGAUCAACAAAUGAAUUCCCAGAUUGUUUUGCGUCCGGAAUCAAGGCGCACCCAAUUCCAAACUGCAUCUUCUUCUUCUUCAUCUUCAUCUUCUUCGUCUUCGCAUGCUCAUGAUAUUGAAAUUGGGAAUACAAAUCGGAGAGGAAGCUAGGUUUAGUAUCAAGUUGCAGAAUUGAAGAGAAUGUUGGAAAUUUGGGUUGUCGUGAUCCUGCAAUGUUAGUAGAGAUAGGAAAAAAAGAGGAAAAAAUGUUCUGUAAUACAGAACCACAAACGAUUAUGACAAUUUGAUUUAUUGACAAUGAUUCAAGAAGUAUGUUAGACGAAUACUGAUAAGAAAUUCAAUCAUCUAGAUUGAUAAUAAGUGUAGAUAACAGCUCGAUAAGAUCAAGUUAACUUACAAUGAAUAGCACGCUAAAAAUCAGAACUCAAAAGGUAGAAUUCGGAAGUAACUAGUAUGUAAAGAAUCAAACGAAUGGAUCCACAAGAUCUGAAUGAAAUUUACAGCAUAAUGUAUGAUGAUAUAAUGUGAUAAUGUCCACCUUUGUAUAGAUCUAGAUCUAGAUGAUGAUGAUGUGGCCAGAUUCGAACUUUAGAGGAACUCUCUUCUUGCGGCGGAGCUGAAUUCUGCUCGCCGGAUGUUCUGUUGGCGUUUCUUGUACAGCAAUCCUCCAAAUCCGACAACACAAGCGGCAGCGAUUACUCCGAUCGCAAUCCCGGCCUUCUUCCCGCCGCUCAUCCCUCCUGACGAAGAUUUAUUCGAUUCCUCGCUUUUCACAUUGGCAGAGGACAGAUCAUUAUCAUCCGCCGUUUCCGGUGCCGGAGACAUAGCUGGAGGUGCAGACGUAGCGGGUGGCUGAGUGGAAGUAGGAAUGGGAGCCAGAUCUGAAGACGGCGGAGGUGCUGGUGGAGAACCGGUUGAAGGAGAUGGAGAUGGAGAUGGAAUUAUAGGUUGAUCAUCGGAACCGCUUUGUGGAGCAGGAGACGGCGAAACUCCGGCUGGAUCUGAAGAAACAGAGAGAGUAAACAGAAGUGUGAAAGCCAAUAAAGAAAUGAACCUUUUGGCCACCAUUGUUGCUGAUGCUGCUUGUGUAGUGUAUGAAUUUGUUGAAGAACAGAUGAUUGAAUGCAGAUCUAGGAGUGAAGAAGAUCGAUGGAAAAAAUUGAA